Schistocerca gregaria is the source of this 2418-nucleotide messenger RNA. RefSeq names its product solute carrier family 15 member 1-like. Gene Ontology annotation, biological process: oligopeptide transport; transmembrane transport. Lineage: Eukaryota; Metazoa; Arthropoda; Insecta; Orthoptera; Acrididae. The record is from RefSeq and is a predicted model, not a curated record. Gene Ontology annotation, cellular component: membrane. Gene Ontology annotation, molecular function: dipeptide transmembrane transporter activity.
CGGCAGACAUGGCGGGCACCCCGGCAGCUCACGACGUUCCGGAGGUGGGAGCUCCACCGGCCGAAGACACCGCAGGCCACGGGCAGGCAGCGCAGGAGAGCGGGCAGCGCCGCGCAGUAGAUGCCGAGGGUGAGACGCCGUCAGCUGGGGACUCCACGGGCAAGGCUGCGACUGCUUUGCUCGACGAAGAGGAAGGGGAAAUCCCGGAAAAGAAACCCAAGUACCCACGAUCAGUUUUCUUUAUUGUGACCAAUGAAUUCUGUGAAAGAUUCUCCUACUAUGGAAUGCGCACAAUUUUAUCUCUGUACCUCAGAAACAUUCUCCGAUAUGAUGAUGACACAGCGACAACAAUUUACCAUACAUUCACAAUGUUGUGCUACUUCUUUCCUCUUUUUGGGGCUAUGUUGGCUGACAGUCUUUUAGGAAAAUUCAGGACCAUUCUCUAUUUAUCAUUUGUAUAUGCUGCCGGGAAUAUUGUUAUAUCCUUAGCAUCAGCAGGUGAUUCAAUACCAGGAAUGCCAGCCAGGGAAAUAAGCAUGCUAGGCCUUGUUCUUAUUGCAAUUGGAACAGGAGGCAUUAAGCCCUGUGUAUCAUCCUUUGGUGGUGAUCAGUUUGUGUUACCACAACAGGAAAAACAAUUAGCUCAGUUUUUCUCAUUGUUCUACUUUGCAAUCAACUCAGGAAGCUUAGUUUCGACAUUUAUUACACCCAUUUUAAGAGAAGAUGUUCCCUGCCUUGGCCAAACAUCAUGUUAUCCUCUCGCUUUUGGUGUGCCAGCAGCUUUGAUGAUAGUGUCAAUAAUUGUCUUCCUGAUCGGAAAAUCACUUUAUGUCAUAAAGAAGCCAGAAGGAAAUGUGGUUUUAAAAGUUUCAAAAUGUAUUACCCAUGCUCUUUCUCAAAAGAUCAAAUCAAAGGGAGAGAAACGUGACCACUGGCUGGACUACGCAGAUGAUAAACAUGACAAGAACCUUAUUGAAGAUAUAAAGGCAACACUAAGAGUUAUGUUUUUGUACAUCCCAUUGCCAAUUUUCUGGGCACUUUUUGAUCAACAGGGUUCUCGCUGGACAUUUCAAGCCACAAGAAUGACUGGAGAGUUGGGAUCAUGGUCCUUGAAACCCGAUCAGAUGCAGGUUGUCAAUCCUGUCCUCAUUCUAGUGUUUAUUCCUGUUUUUGAAGCUGGCAUAUAUCCUCUCUUUGAAAAGUGCAAUCUUCUGAAAAAACCUCUUCAGAGGAUUGGAGUUGGUGGUGUUCUUGCAGCCAUAUCUUUUAUUAUAUCUGCCAUAGUGGAACUUCAACUUGAGCCAACUUAUGCUGUCUUGCCAAAAUCGGGUGAAGCACAGUUGAGAAUAUUCAAUGGUCUGGACACUCAGCUUAAUGUAUCAUUAGAUAAUAACCUAAAUAACGUCAUAGAAGCACUUGGUGUAUGGGAGCUAAAGAAUUUGCCUGUUUCUGGCAAUCAGCAAUAUACAAUUACUACAACAAAUGGAAGUGUUAACAAUACUGGCACUGUAAUUGCCUAUGAACUUCAGGCAACCUCAUACCUAAUUCAAAAUGAUCUGAACAUCAGUGCUGCUAUUAGGAAUGACAGAAUUGAUAAGUCAGAGAAUGGCUAUCCAUAUAUUAGGCUGAUAUAUGACUUUGGAGAGAAUUUACCAUCUGAAAUAUACUUUAAAAAAGAAGGAACAGAUGAAAUUGCAUUGCGAAUCCCUAUACAAACUGGCAGUUCAGCAACAGACCCUUUAUCAAUUGAAGAUGGCACAUUUGAUGUAUUCACACAAAAUAAUACGAAGUUAACAUCGGUUACCCUGCAGUUGGGUGGUGUAUAUACACUUGUCUUGGUGGAGAGUGACUCAGCAACAGAUGUUUCAUUCACACAAAUAACUGAACCAAACAGUGUACAUAUGCUGUGGUUGAUACCACAAUACGUUGUAAUAACAAUGGGAGAAGUGAUGUUCUCCAUAACAGGCUUGGAAUUCUCUUAUUCUCAGGCUCCAACAAGUAUGAAAUCAGUUCUUGCCUCUGGCUGGCUGCUAACAGUUGCAUUCGGAAACCUGAUUGUAAUUAUAGUUGCGGAGGCAAAAUUCUUCAGCAGUCAGGCUCACGAGUUCUUUUUAUUUGCUGGACUGAUGAUAGCAGAUAUGGCAAUAUUUGCAUUGAUGGCAAUGAGGUACAAGUAUGUUGAAACUCUCAGUCAAAAUGACGACAUGCAGAUGAUAUCAACUCAAGAGGGAGAGAAGCAGGGCAUUGAUAAUCAAGUUUUUAAAAAUGAUGACUAAUAUAAUUAUUUUAUCUGUGAUAAAGUGGAAGAAUUUGUACAUAAUGACAUGUAAGAUCAGUAUUUUUAAAACUGUAUUUUAGACCUCAGAAAUAUUUAUUUUGUAAAUAUUGAACAAAUGAAAUACAUGGCUGUGAACUAUA